CUCAUCUACAGAUCUCUCUCAAAAAGCAGGCACAUGCCUUUGGUAAGGUACAUUCCCGGAGAGGAGAACCGCAACUGGAAAGCUUCAAGGAUCAGGAAUAACAAGGGAGGACCUGGCGGGAAGCAAAGUGGAGGAGAAUUUGGAAGCAGGUGGAAGAAGAGACUUCCAUGUUGCUUAGUUUGGGACCAUUUGAUUGGGACAGAUCCACAAGAAAUUAAGCAGGAACCAGAUGAGGGGCUCCAGCAGGGUGGGAAGCCUAGUGGCAGGUGUUCCUGGAGACAACAUAGGGCCCUAGGCACAGAGACAAAAACUCAUCGCUGCCUCGAUCCCAGUCAGGAUUGAGAACACUAAAGACUUCCUGUCCACCUUGACUGGUGCCAGGCUGCGGCCUAGGGGGGAAAAGGUGACCCAGGCCUUGGAAGGCAUCAGUGGAGAAACCCAAGAGGCCCAUGAAAAGCCAGAUUCUAUGGUGGAAGUGAAGAAAGAGAGUCUGGAGGAGGAGGAAGACUCAAAGAUGGAACAUCAGCAUUCCAGGCACUUUGGAUACCAUGCGAGCAAGGGAUCCCAUUUGGACAGGAACUUUGGGUAUUUGGGGCUGAAGCCAGGGAGAUCUACAAAGCAGAGCCUGGGGGAUGCUGAUUCUGGACCGGUUCAAUCUCGCUGUCCAUCUUGAGCCACUACACUAGCUACACCCAAGGGCCUCCAUUUGCAUUAUGCCAGGAUGCCCAUCAUGUAGAGCCUCCCACACAUGAUGUCUCAACGCAGUGGGAAUCAUAGAAUAGUAGAGUUGGAGGGGGCCUAUAAGGCCAUCAAGUCCAACCCUCUGCUCAAUGCAGGAAUCCAAAUCAAAGCAUUCCCGACAGAUGGCUGUCCAGCUGCCUCUUGAAUGCCUCCAGUUUCGGAGAGCCCACUACCUCUCUAGGUAAUUGGUUCCAUUGUUGUAUGGCUCUAACAGUUAGGAAGUUUUUCUUGAUGUCCAGUCGAAAUCUGGCUUCUUGCAACUUGAGCCCAUUAUUCCGUCUCCUGCAUUCUGGGACAAUCGAGAAGAGAUCCCGGCCCUCCUCUGUGUGACAACCUUUCAUGUACUUGAAGAGUGCUAUCAUAUCUCCUCUCAGUCUUCUCCAGGCUAAACGUGCCCAGUUCUUUCAGUCUCCCAUAGAGAUUUGUUUCCAGUCCCCUGAUCAUCCUUGUUGCCCUUUUCUGAACCUGUUCCAGUUUGUUUGCAUCCUUCUUGAAGCGCGGAGAAAUGAACUGGACUCAGUACUCAAGAUGAGGCCUAACCAGUGCUGAAUAGAGGGGAACUAAUACUUCACGUGUAUGAGUACUCUGUUUGCCCAGAGGGAGAGGGUGCCCCAGACCUUGGCAGGUGUCAUUGGAGAACACCAAGUGGCCUAUGAAAGCCUGGAUUUUACUGUGGAAGUGAAGGCGGAGACUCUGGAUCAAAGGAGAUUCCACAUCUUCCUGCGUAUUGCUAUCCGAAGUAUGCAACCUGGCCCUCAUAGAGUUGGUGAUCAAAGGAGAUUCCACAUCCGAAGUAUGCAACCUGGCCCUCAUAGAGUUGGUGGUCUACCUGAAUCCCAUACUGUGGCAUAUUGUAAUACGCACCUAGGACUUUCCAUAGUUAGCGAUCAAGAUGGAUUCCAGGCUUCUGUAUAUCUUCCCAUACAAUCUGGACAUUGCACAGUUUGUGGUCAAGGUGGAUCCCCGGCAGUUCCGUAUUUUACUUUUCAGAGUCGAUGGCCAAGAUGGAUCCAUUUCCAAGGCUACAGCAUGUUUUACCAUGCAAUCAGGAUGUUUCACUGUUGGUGGGCAUCUUAUAAUCUCCAAACAAACCUCAGAUUUAUUGGUCAAGGUGGAUCCCCGGCAGUUCCGUAUUUUACUUUUCAGAGUCGAUGGCCAAGAUGGAUCCAUUUCCAAGGCUACAGCAUGUUUUACCAUGCAAUCAGGAUGUUUCACUGUUGGUGGGCAUCUUAUAAUCUCCAAACAAACCUCAGAUUUAUUGGUCAAGGUGGAUCCCCGGCAGUUCCGUAUUUUACUUUUCAGAGUCGAUGGCCAAGAUGGAUCCAUUGCAUGUUUUACCAUGCAAUCAGGAUGUUUCACUGUUGGUGGGCAUCUUAUAAUCUCCAAACAAACCUCAGAUUUAUUGGAAGUUCUGCUCCUGUCCAGGCCGAGAUCCGGUUAGAGAUAAACUGAGCCCCUUCGGGAGAGCUUUUGGAAACCUUGGACCAGAGCAAUGCCAAUGAAGAAUCAACUUUAUGCUGAAAUCAAUGCUUUGCUUCUAUUACUUGUUCAAUCCACAAUGUCUGAGGCUAAGCAAAGAGGAAAGCUGCAAGCACUUCUAUGCAAAGUCUUUACCAUUCUCCUUCCAAAACUCAGGGAACUCCAGGAGCAAUAGAAUCAUGUAACGUUGCCUUAUUGUUAUUUUGAUGGUUAUUUCAGUCCAUUCCAAUUCAGUGGGAUUUCCUCGAGUCCUGUAUAAAAGGGCUUUUAGGGGGGGAAAUAGAAAUGAGACACAUUAUUUAUCCCAAUCCGGGUGCAGGUCUGGUUUGGGGACUACCUUAGUGGAUGACUUGUGGAGGUGCAUCCUUUUUGGACUUAGUGGAUUCCAUACCAUUGGCCAAAGCGUCCUUCUUGGGCAUCUGUCUGGAAGAGGAAAUGGGAGGAAAUAGGAAGCUACCUUAUACCGAGUCAUACCAUUCGUAAGUGUUGUCUACGGUACACUGACUGGCAGCGGCUCUCUGGGGUUUCAUACAGGGAGUCAUUCUCAACCUUACCUGGCGAUGCCAGGACCAAACCUGGGACCUUCUGCAUGCAAAGCAGCUGCUGUACCACUGAGCCGUGGUGGUUCCAUCUGACAGAUCCCAGAAGAUGAGGCCCCGUGGCCAAUGCCCUCGAGGUUCAUUUGGGUUCCAUACUGACCCCUGUACUAUUUAACAUCAACAUGGAACCACUUGGAGAGGUCUUUUGGGGAUUUGAUCCCAUGAACAUGUUGACGACACACAGCUCUCCUUUUGCUUUCCAUUCUAUGCAAAGAAAGCUGUAAAGGUUCAGAUUCUAUGUUUGAGCACAGUGGUGGGAUUGUGCGUUGGCUAACAAACAGACUUAAUUCAUACAAGACAUACAAGACAGUUGGUCCGUAGGAAAGCUGAUCCAGAAUUAAGCAUACAACCUACAGUGGAUUGGAUUGCACUCUCUUUGAAGUUUGGGGGGGGUUACAAUUGGAUCUGUCUUUCUGUUUGAAAAUAAUGAGUCAGAAAAAUAAACUCUGGAUGGGUUAUGUGUGUAUGUGCCCACUCCUCCCCCAACUCAUAUUUAGCAAUAGACCAAAGCAAGCUCACAUGUGGUCUUUCCACUAGGUGGAGACAGUAUUCUGUAUAUUCAUGUGAUGCAAAUGGAGUGUGUUGUUGCCCAAUUGUAUGUCAUGAUCGCUGCUUUUUACAACCAAAUCCCAAUGUUAAUACACAGCCUGAACAACUGCAAUGUAACAUACUGAAUUUGCGCUAUUGUAGUUUCUAUGAGUAAGUAAAAUGAUGUAUGUUAAUAUUUAUAUCUUAUAUUUUCUACUUGCAAACGCUGGAUUUUGCAACCCAGCCCCCCCCUUUAUUGGGCUCUAAGAAAAUUCUUGCUCUUAAAAGAGGAAUUAUUUUUCAAAAACCUUUAUUGCUGGAACUUCUGCUGACCUCAGUGACCCAGAGAUGGUGGUGGGUCUGUAGCAGUUCUUGGUCACUUAGAUUCUGUUUUUCUGUUGUGGUUUCUUUUUAUAUCUUUAAGCUCAGAUGUGAAUUUUCAGUGGACCUUAGUGUGUGUGCGGAUAGAUGCAAUGUGGUUAUAAAUUUCUACAUGCCAAGGUUGCUCCUUAGGAUAUAUACCACUGGAAUGUUACAAACACUUUAUGUUGUCCUUCUCAUCAAAUAACCUGUUUCAACGUUUACCUUCUUGGAGGGGGGUUUACAUCUGUGCCCUUUCAUGGAAGGAGCAUUAAUACUGUGACAGAACACUUACGGGGCAACAUUGCAAAAUAUAAUCUUUUUGUCACAUGCUUUUUCUUUACAAAAAUAAAAUGGUUCUCUCUUGCCAA
Messenger RNA from Rhineura floridana, 4078 nucleotides. RefSeq lists its product as uncharacterized. The record is from RefSeq and is a predicted model, not a curated record. The transcript is spliced from 16 exons. Bases 1318 to 2193 code for a protein of 291 amino acids. NCBI's taxonomy places the organism in Eukaryota, Metazoa, Chordata, Lepidosauria, Squamata, Rhineuridae.